AUGCGUACCCUCCUUUGGCCGGUCCUCCCCAGCGAUGUAUCAACUGAGGUCUUUGGGUCCCCAGCCCCUUGUCAUGAUGAGGAAAGCUGCAAGGUUAGAUUAAGCACAUUGACAUCCAAGCUCGAUGAACUGCGGGAUGAAAUGCGAGGCAAGCACUUGACGCUACAAGCACUAGAGGAGAUCCGGGGCGGUAUCCUCUCGGGCCGUCGGGUAGAGCUUCCAUCUGCUCAGCGCCAGCAUCUGGAGCGGGGCAGCCCCAUGAUCAGCGAGGUGACGUUUGAUGCCAGGCAUAGACCAGUUUCCACCAAUGUCACGAGACAUUUUCAGCGGCCCUGCUGCAAUGAUGCGCACUUUCAGGUACGGCAGCAUGCCUUUCUUCACCUGAAGAAAUCUCCGGGUUCAAAGUCCGCAUCUGCCCUAUUGGUUCUGCUGGAUUCAGAGUCGAAGCUCUCCAUCUACUCUCUGGAAAACGAGCCCUUACUUGAUCGCUUCGACCUGGGGCAUGAGGGAAAGAUCAUCCAGCUGGAACUGUCUCCGACACAGGAGAAUCACUUUGUCGUCACGGUGGGCGAAGACAACGGUAUCCGAGUACACAACAUUAAGAUCAUCGCCAAGAAGCAGAAGACCGAUGUGCCAGGGAAAGAUGGUGAGAAGGAAGAGGAGAAGGAGAAAGAGAAGAAGGACAAGGAUGUGAGAACGCUGAACGUUACAGCCAGCCUUGCCACACAAUUUACCUUGUCACAUGGGGAACUGGAAGAGACACGCAAGCUGAAUGUUGUCCUCCCCAUCGAGAGAGGUUCGCAGACCUUCUUCAUCGCUGGUGACUCGCUGGGAGGCGUUUCGGUGUUCUUCCGAAACGGCACGAUGAGAGGUCGAGUACGUGUAACUGAAGACCCAGGAGGUGUCAAGGGCUUGAUCCGGGCACAGGGACAACAACAAGUGCUCUUCUACAGCAGUCACGCCUUUGGUUUCUUUUCGCCAUCUCAAGUGGACCUCCAGUAUCCACCAUGUACUGGCUGGAAUAGUCCGCUCUAUGACCUGGCCAUGGAGCCCGGGUACUCGACAGGGAGGGUGCUCCUGGCUUUGCAAGACGGCGACGUCUUGGUCUACGCGACCACGUGUGGAAAGAGCAAGGCCUGCGAUCUGGCGCUCAAGUUCCCUCAUGUAUCCGUCUUGCCCUUCAACCUACACAGCUUUAGAGGCCAUGUGAUGGCACUCGCAACGCCUUUACCAGACAUGGAGAAGAAGGAUGAGUAUGUCCGAGAGAUCUUUUUCUUCAAUAUGGCUGCCAUGGAGAACGGCUAUGGCUCAGCACCCUCCAGAGCCAUCACUCUCCAGGCAUCCUUCAAGCCCAAGCAGCCGGAAACGCUGGCCAUGCUGGGCCAGCCAGCUGCUGGACCUGGAGGUGAAAAGGCCAAGUCGCAGGUGGCGAUCCGUUUUAAAGAAGAGAAAGGUGUGGAGCUUUACGAUCUCACUCUCAGGACCCCGCCGCCGCCCAAAGCUGCAGCAGACAGCAGCAGCUCAAAUGGCUGGGACAUGUCCAGCCUCCUCAACUGGUUCCCAAAAGUGGGAGUCUUCGGCAUUGCUUUGGUUGGAGUGAUCUUCUGGAACAUCAAGAAGGUCUCGGGCCAAUCCUCCGGGUCUCCGGGUCCGGAGAUGGAUGACUUCGAUGCCACUUGGAUGAACGGAGACGUCGUCACGACGGGAGACGUUGACACGAGGUGGGUCCUUCCAAAGUGGCUCGUUGCUUGCGGCUGGGCCUUCCACGCCUUCAGCCGAGCGGGCCGAGCGCGUGCGUGGCACGUGUGUCGCAGCUUGACACGGCUCAUGGCCAAUGAUGCGCGGCAUCAUCCAUCAGCCUUGCGGAAUCGGGGGCCAAUCUUGGAGGUCACCUGUGGCAUCGUUGCAGGGGCCAGUGAGGCGCUUGAGAAUGGUGGGCUUCUGAUCAUCUACGGCCCGUUCAAGGUCAAUGGAGAGUUUACGACUGAGAGCAAUGCAGACUUUGACAAAUCGCUGAGGUCACGGAACCCGGAAUGGGGAUACCGAGACAUCGACGAAAUUUGCGCAGAAGCCAAGAAGAAUGGCUUGCAAUUUGAAGGCAAACGAGAAAUGCCAGCGAACAACUUUCUGCUGACCUUCAGCAAGACUAAAUAG
Durusdinium trenchii is the source of this 2154-nucleotide messenger RNA. Lineage: Eukaryota; Dinophyceae; Suessiales; Symbiodiniaceae. The record is from the annotation of a GenBank genome assembly.